Messenger RNA from Cavia porcellus (domestic guinea pig), 3670 nucleotides. It is a transcript of the gene Med25, whose product is annotated as mediator complex subunit 25. Lineage: Eukaryota; Metazoa; Chordata; Mammalia; Rodentia; Caviidae. Gene Ontology annotation, biological process: positive regulation of transcription by RNA polymerase II. The transcript is spliced from 18 exons. Gene Ontology annotation, cellular component: mediator complex; transcription regulator complex. The record is from RefSeq and is a predicted model, not a curated record. The coding region runs from base 76 to 2469 and encodes 797 amino acids.
CACGCCCCACGGCGCACUUCCGCUCGUUCCCUGGGCGCUGUGGCGGCGGUGGCCGCUCCUGCUCCCGCUCCCGGAAUGGUUCCCGGGUCUGAGGGUCCGGCCCGGGCCGGGGGCCUGGUGGCUGAUGUUGUGUUUGUAAUCGAGGGCACAGCCAAUCUGGGCCCCUACUUCGAGGGGCUGCGCAAGCACUAUCUGCUCCCGGCUAUUGAGUAUUUCAAUGGCGGUCCUCCUGCGGAAACGGACUUCGGAGGAGACUACGGGGGUACCCAGUACAGCCUGGUGGUCUUCAACACCGUGGACUGCGCCCCGGAGUCCUACGUGCAGUGUCACGCGCCCACCAGCAGCGCCUAUGAGUUUGUCACCUGGCUGGAUAGCAUUAAGUUCAUGGGUGGUGGCGGUGAGAGCUGCAGCCUCAUCGCAGAAGGCCUCAGCACAGCACUGCAGCUGUUUGAUGACUUUAAGAAGAUGCGCGAGCAGAUUGGCCAGACGCACCGAGUCUGCCUGCUCAUCUGCAACUCACCGCCGUACCUGCUGCCUGCGGUGGAGAGCACCACGUACUCAGGGUACACGACUGAGAGCCUCGUGCAGGAGAUUGGGGAGCGUGGGAUCCACUUCUCCAUUGUGUCCCCUCGGAAGCUGCCUGCCCUGCGGCUGCUGUUUGAGAAGGCUGCACCUCCAGCUAUGCUAGAGCCACUGCAACCGCCAGCAGAUGUGAGCCAGGACCCCCGGCACAUGGUGCUGGUGCGCGGGCUGGUGCUGCCCGUUGGGGGUGGCUCAACCCCUGGCCCCCUCCAGCCCAAGCAGCAGGUGCCUCUGCCACCCGUGCCACCCUCCGGUCCCACACUCUCAGCCGCACCCCAGCAGUCCCUGCCCCCUGUGCCGCCACAGUAUCAGGUCCCCGGGAACCUGAGCGCGGCUCAGGUCGCAGCCCAGAAUGCAGUGGAGGCUGCCAAGAACCAGAAGGCCGGGCUGGGCCCACGCUUCUCGCCCAUCAACCCUCUGCAGCAGGCUGCCUCUGGAGUGGGACCCCCCUUCAGCCAGGCCACGCCCCCAACAUUACCCCCUGGGCCUCCUGGUGCCCCCAAGGCACCUCCUGCCUCCCAGCCCAACCUGGUCUCCACAGUGGUGCCUGGCCCAGGCCUGGCCCCUGCUGCCGCACAGCCAGGGGCCCCAUCCAUGGCGGGCGCGGUGGCCCCAGGUGGCGUCAGUGGUCCUUCCCCGGCCCAGCUCGGGGCACCAGCCCUUGGUGGGCAGCAGUCAGUGUCUAACAAGCUCCUGGCCUGGAGCGGGGUGCUCGAGUGGCAGGAGAAACCCAAACCUGCCUCGGUGGAUGCCAACACCAAGCUGACCCGGUCCCUGCCCUGCCAGGUCUACGUGAAUCAUGGAGAGAACCUGAAGACAGAACAGUGGCCGCAGAAGUUGAUCAUGCAGCUCAUCCCCCAGCAGCUGCUGACCACCUUGGGCCCUCUGUUUCGGAAUUCGAGGAUGGUGCAGUUCCACUUCACCAACAAGGACCUGGAAUCCCUCAAAGGCCUCUACCGCAUCAUGGGCAACGGCUUCGCCGGCUGCGUGCACUUCCCCCACACGGCCCCCUGCGAGGUACGCGUGCUCAUGCUGCUCUACUCGUCCAAGAAGAAGAUCUUCAUGGGCCUCAUCCCCUACGACCAGAGUGGCUUUGUCAACGGCAUCCGGCAGGUCAUCACCAACCACAAGCAAGUCCAGCAGCAGAAGCUGGAGCAGCAGCGCGGGAUGGGGGGACAGCAGGCACCCCCAGGUCUGGGCCCCAUUCUGGAGGACCAAGCGAGGCCCUCGCAGAAUCUGCAGCUUCAGCUCCGCCCACCACAGCCCCAGCCUCAAGGUGCUGUGGGGGCAUCUGGGGCCGCAGGGCAGCCCCAGGCCCCAGGUACCACCCAGGCCCCUCCAGGUGCCCCCCAAGGCCCUCCUGGAGCUGCCCCUGGCCCACCCCCUCCUGGACCCAUCCUUCGGCCCCAGAAUCCUGGGGCUAAUCCCCAGCUGCGGAGCCUUCUUCUCAACCCGCCACCGCCCCAGACCGGGGUGCCCCCGCCCCAGGCCUCCCUCCACCACCUCCAGCCACCAGGGGCUCCUGCGUUGCUGCCCCCACCUCACCAGAGCUUGGGGCAGCCCCAGCUGGGUCCCCCGCUCCUGCACCCGCCGCCCGCUCAGUCCUGGCCCGCCCAGCUUCCCCCUCGGGCUCCGAUGCCAGCGGCAAAACGAAAGAGAGAAGGAGAGGGCCGUGUGUUUCGAGAAAAAUGGGAGCGAGACUAUUUCUUUGUGGAAGUGAAGAGCAUGCCUACGUGUCUAAUAUGCAAAAAAAUCGUGUCUGUGUUGAAAGAGUACAACCUGAAGCGCCACUAUGAGUCCAGGCACAGCAAGAGCUACGACCAGUACACAGAGCAGACCCGCGACGCCAUCCUCAACGAACUGAAAAAGGGCCUUAAGUGUCAGUAGGGCUCACCAUGAGGAGGGCCCGGGCUGCGGGCCCAUACGCCUCGGGGUACACGGAAGACACACCAGGCUUUGCCAGCCUGGCUGCCUGAAGGAGGCGCAUCAGUCGUGGCCUUUCCUGUUGCUGCUCAUAAACUCUUUCCACCGGUUAGCUUUAUUUAUUUGUGGUGUUGAGGAUUUGGAGGUGACCAGGGGAGCCCGAUGCUGGGAAGUGACAGACUGUACCGAGAGAUGCGAUGUCACAUGCAGCGCUCAGAACUUGGAAGCACAACCACAGAUAGUUGAGGCGGUGACCUGAGCAGCGGUGUUGGUAGGGGCAAGAAUAGUCACAUACUGGCCUGUCACCUCCAUUCAGUGGACCCGAGAAGCCAAAGGGAUGCACGGUGGACUUCUGCAGUCUUAUGCUCCUCAUGGUUAGCUGUGGGCAAGUGUCCAUAACAGCUUGAACCAGAAGCCGGUUCCCUGAGGAGGCAGCCAGAGGCUUUGAACGCCAGCACAGCUCCUCAGGGCCAGCCACAAGCUGCUCCUUGAGUGGACACUUGAGAUGGCCUUGGACCAGCAGAGACAGAACUGCACUCCCCAGGCGUAAUCCGACUCCUCCUUUCUCCUCACCACAGUUGGUUUCUGGAAGUGGAAUUGGUGGCCUGGACCACAGUCACCUGGAUGGUGGGCUCAAAGGCCAAAUCCCCAGACUCUGCACCCACUUUCUGUGACAGUGGAAUAGCGCUGUCCCACUGGCUGUGGCCAGCGGGCGUUGCCCCGGCCCCGUGGCUGUAGGCCACAGGAGUAGUUGAACUGCAAGGCGGAGGGCACCCGUCCCAAAGGCAGUUGCUCGGGAUGGUGGCGAGGUCCGAGGUCCAUUUUGGGGCGCCCACGCUUGUGUGAACAGCCGCCCCUUUGGUUAGGGUUAGGGCCCGUAUCCAGCGAAGCUCGCUCCUGGGGACAGAGUCUAGGUCGCCUGGGGCGCCUGCCCCUCCAAGACUUGACCCUGACAGCUCGGUGUGGAAGGGGAGUUGUCAGCCUUCCCGCCUCAACUUGAAGGAGCAGAAGAAUUAUGAGAGAGAAAAAAAAUUUUAAUAAUUAAAUACUUCUAUUUUUCAAUUUGUAUUUUUUCAAUUUUGACUUUAUAAACUCCAGUAUCCUACAUGUUUGUAUUCUGUUCCAUGCAUUCACCAUAGUUGAGUAAAGAUCCAAUUUGAUUAUG